Talpa occidentalis (Iberian mole) is the source of this 2356-nucleotide messenger RNA. RefSeq names its product DC-STAMP domain containing 1 (gene DCST1). NCBI's taxonomy places the organism in Eukaryota, Metazoa, Chordata, Mammalia, Eulipotyphla, Talpidae. The transcript is spliced from 16 exons. The record is from RefSeq and is a predicted model, not a curated record. The coding region runs from base 72 to 2297 and encodes 741 amino acids. Gene Ontology annotation, cellular component: membrane.
CAUAUCUUAGAACUCCUUGCUCAGUUCCAAAGACUGGGGGGAGGAAGAGGGAGUCGCUUAUCUCCUUCCUCAUGCCUCAGAGCAGAGGGAUUAAGACACAGACCUCAGACAGGCUAUGGGUGAAGAGACAGAAGCAGAACCUCACAUCCAAGGAUGUCCUUGAGGGGACUGCUGGGAUGAGACGGCUCUCCAGACCUGUGAACAUGAGACUUCACCAGAAUGGAGCAAAAGGACAAAGCAAGCUACCCCACACCACGAUACACAGGUUCCUGAGCUGGGGGCUGCCCAGCUCCUGUAAAAGAUUCCUGUGGCGACAGCCAGGAGAGUUUCCGGUAGCUGCUAUCUUGCUGGGGGCAGGCACUGGAGGUCUCCUGGCUAUAGGUCUCUUUCAGCUCUUGGUGAAUCCAAUGAACAUCUAUGAGGAACAGAAGAUAAUGCUGUUGUACGGCUUGGCAGGCUUGGGGGCCGUGGGCUGGGGCACUUCACCUCAUAUCCGCUGUGCCAGUCUCUUGCUAGUGCCCAAGAUGCUGGGCAAAGAGGGCAGGGUCUUUGUGCUGGGAUAUGCCUUGGCUGCCAUCUACGAGGGACCACUGAGCAACCUGAGGUACAACCUCAACGAGGUGAUAGAGUCUCUGGGCUGCGUCGUGGAGCUGCAGAUCAACAAUACCCGUGCGGCCUGGCGUGUCUCCACGGCCCCCUUGAGGGCAAUCUUCAAGGACCUGAUGAGCAACAAAGAAUCACUGAAAGCCGAGACUCAGGACAUCCUCAAGUCCUUUGAGAACCUGGAUGUGCAGGUGAAAGGUGAGGUGGGCUACAGGUCAGAGGACGCCGUGGGCUCACAGGAGACAGGCCACAGGGCACAGCCCCUCCGAGCCCGCCUCUCCACUCAGAAGAUGUACGAGCUCAAAACCAAGCUGCGCUGCUCCUAUGUGGUGAGCAAGGCCAUCUCCAGCUGCCAUGAUUGGUUUAACCAAAAGCAUAAACAGUGCAUGCAGCGCAUCGGGGUCCCGCUCUUCAACUUCCUGCUCUGCCUUCCCAUGAAGUUCAAGUUCUUCUGUGACAUUGCCAAGGUGAUGGAGAUUUGGUGCCGCAGUCGCAUCCCAGUAGAAGGCAACUUUGGGCAGACCUAUGACUCCCUCAACCGGUCGAUUCAUGGCCUGGAUGAGGAAUUUUCAGCCACUAUUGACAUCAAGGAAGAGAAGCAGGCUGUGCUGGUGGGCACCAGCCCAAACUGGGAAGAUGUGAGCACCGAGGUGGGCGACUACGUGAGACGCCAGGAGGCCCAGCUGGAGUGGUCCCUGGGGCUGCUUCGUGCACUGCUCUCCUGCACCUUCCUGCUGGUCCUGCGAGCGUGCUUCACCUAUAUGGACAGCUAUAAUGAGGACAUUCGCUUCGACAACAUCUAUAUCAGCACCUACUUCUGUCAGAUUGAUGAACGCAGGAAAAAGCUGGGCAAAGAGACUCUGCUACCACUCCGCAAAGUGGAGGAGAAAACCGUCAUCUUCCCCCUCAAACCUGCUAUCCAGGCCACGGAAAUGAAAAAUAUGGGCAGGGAGCUAUUAGAGACGGUGCCUGUCCUGCUGCUGCUGCUGCUGCUUUGCGUCCUGGACUGGGCGCUCUUCUCCAUCUUUGACACCAUCCGCCAGCACUCCUUCCUGCAGUAUUCCUUCCAAAGCAGUCAUAAAUUGGAGGUGAAGGUCGGGGGAGACUCCAUGCUUGCCAGGAUUCUUCGGAAGACUAUUGGGGCCCUGAACUCCUCCUCCGAGACACAAAUGGAAAUGAGUAACACACUCUGCCUGCCCCAGCCCGUGCGCCUGGACACCAAGGCCUAUUUCAGGGCUGCGCUACCCAUUGGCCUGCUGCUGUGUCUCUGCCUGUUGCAGGCUUUCGGCUACCGGCUCCGGAGGGUCAUCUCAGCCUUCUUCUUCCCCAAGAGAGAAAAGAAGCGGAUUCUGUUCCUCUACAAUGACCUGCUAAGGAAGAGAGCAGCCUUCACCCAAGUGAGGACGGCUGCCAUCAUAAGGCGGGCACAAAAGCGGAGCGCUCAACGCCACCACCUGGUCGAAAUCCUGCACGGCCGCUGCCCGCUCCUGCGCCGCUGGCUGGGCCGGCGCUGCGUGGUGUGCGAUGCCGCCGAGACGCCGAAGUCCUACGUGUGCCCGACCCCGGGCUGCGAGACCGUGUACUGCCCGACGUGCUGGGCCGACAUGCGGCAGCGGUGUCCGGUCUGCACGCCCCCGGAGCUGUCCUCCCCCGCCUUCGGCGACAGCGACGAAGACGCUACCUACGCGGAGUGAAGGGCACACGGCUCGCCUCGCAGCCCGCGCCCUCCUGGCUAAUAAAAGCGUGGUGCAUC